Folsomia candida is the source of this 5166-nucleotide messenger RNA. RefSeq names its product box A-binding factor. The record is from RefSeq and is a predicted model, not a curated record. Gene Ontology annotation, molecular function: DNA-binding transcription factor activity, RNA polymerase II-specific; RNA polymerase II cis-regulatory region sequence-specific DNA binding; zinc ion binding. Gene Ontology annotation, biological process: positive regulation of transcription by RNA polymerase II; negative regulation of transcription by RNA polymerase II; cell fate commitment. Bases 928 to 4101 code for a protein of 1057 amino acids. Lineage: Eukaryota; Metazoa; Arthropoda; Collembola; Entomobryomorpha; Isotomidae. The transcript has 14 exons.
GUUCGACCCCUCUUAACCUUCUAAUCUUGGCCCAGUCGACAAUCGCAUAUUAUGCAAAUCUGCUGUGGAUACAAGUUCUUUUUACUGCAUGCAAUUUUUAAACCACCAGCCAAAAAAUCAUCUUCCGCUGUGAUUGUUGAUUACACAUUUAUACAAAAUUAAUAUAUUUGUUGACGACCUUGGAGCCUCUGGUUUAGUUGGUUAUUAGAUAUUAAAAAGUACUGGAGGAAACUCUUGUUGGGGAUAGACAAAUAGUACUCUCACUCACUCUCACCUCCAACCUCACCUCAGAUUCAUGAGUCUUCUUCUUCAGUCGUCGGCUCUGCUGUUUUAUUUCUUUGCAUGGAAAUUACAUCGUCGUUCACAUAAUGCAGCAUCCGUGCUAGGCUGACCCGACCCGCUGAGCAAAUAGAUGAAUCCGGCUCUCUGUACUUUAAAUGCUUAAUCCAAGAGCAUAAAAGUCUUGGCAUAAUUUUGGCAGUCAUUCAUAUACGAAUGAAUUAAAUAUAUGUGGAUUAUUGUAAUAAUGGUAUGUGGAAUAUGAGUAUGCGUUUCAAGUUAAACAAAACCAAAAAGAAUGCCAAAUUGCUUUCUGCUAAAAUAUAUGUUGCACAGGUAGUCAGUCCUCUUUUCAUCUCACUUAUAAAGAAAGUAAUUACUUGUCAGAAAUAAUAUAAUUGAAAAGUCUAGUCUCUCAAAACCAUAGCUCGAGCGUGACAUUUAUGUGUAUUCCAGAUAAUGCUCGGCGACACACACCCAUGACAAAACAGUUAGGUUCGCCACAGAAUUACGCAUUUGCAUAUAGACAUUGGCUAACUGGAACGUUAUUUGUUUCCCCUGUUUUCCUCGCUGAGCUUAUCAAAACUUGUCUUGUUAUCUUGUGCAAUCCAAUUCACAAGUCCACAAAGCAGAAAUACAUAGGUGGAGAUGAGAAAUGAGUUCUCGCUCUCCGCCGAUAAGCUCCAUCACAGGUUAAUCGUAUUCAUAAUGGUGAUGGAAGCCCCACAAGUGCAACAAAAAUCCGAAAUUCUUAGGAAAAUGAAAGAAUCCCGUAACGAGGAUUUGGCUCACAUUCGAAUCUGCGAGGAGGCAGCAAGUGACGUUGAAAUGUCGUCUCAAGACGAAACUCCUCUAGAAAACCGAACUUCACCGUCCCUGCCACCGCAUUUCGACCAGCAAAACAUCACCGACUCCACCCUACAACAGGAUUACAACAAAUUCAACAAACAGAUGGGCGAUUCCACGAUAAGUAAACAGCAAGAAGAUUGCGAAAUGUCUGAUAUUGAACAAACCGAUCUUAGCUCCCAAAGAUUUGGUAAUGAACAAGGUGACAAAGCCACCUCUCUUUCUGAGGAUGCUGAUAUGAAUUCCGCUUCGCAACCAAAGCCGUUGAUUCAGCUCAAAGAUGCUGCAGAAGUGAACGUCGCCACCACGAACAAUCCACGAAGGGAAGCGGAACCGGAAGCUUCAGAAUCUUCGUUGGUGGGAGGAAAUGGAAGUGACGUACCCCCACCGCUCCGGCCACCACCUCAGGAUGGCGAUGAUGAUGAUGACAACGAUAAUGAAGAUGAUGAUACAGAAACACAUUCUGGUAGUAAUAGUGGUGACACUGAAGGUGGUGAAAAUCAUUCCAAUUCCGAUCCCAGUUACAACGUCGCGAACAUGGCUCCACAUAAAGUGCCAAUUUCCAACAUCUCAAUUGCAACACCUGCAUCAGACCAUUCGUCAGAGGUGGCUCACUAUCAUCAUCCUAAUCACACAGAAUCUGAGCAACAUCAAGAAAUCAAUACAAUUCAGCAGCAAUUAUCCAAGGCUCAAGAUCCGUCACACAUUCUCGAAGCCAACAGCACCAAUCUGCGACAACAAAGUCCUGUUGAAGGAGUGAGAACUUCGCCAACGGUCAACAAUAACAACAACGUGAUUAAUCUGAAUUACAAUCAUAUCAAUAAGACGGGAAAGCUGGUUGGCGGAGCGCAUCAUCCUGACAGCCUCCCAACCGUCAAUUUGUCCACGUUGCAGCACCAUCAGCAGCAGCAGCAACCCAGGGGGGUCAUUCAUUACACUACGGCCCAACACCAACAGCAGCACAUGGGACCUAAUCAAGACAAACAUUCAAACCCAGAUGAUGUUCCUACGUCCAGCUUUAUCAAAAAAGAGUACGAGGAUCCCAUAGGCCAAAAUAUCAACAACGGAAAUUCUUCUUCUCGUCAAAUUUACCAAACUGCUUCCGUCUCAAUUCACGAAGUUGGCGUGGCUCCGACUUCCAUCGGAGGACAUUCACAAUCCCGUGAACAAAGCAACUUGAGUGUUCUUGCCUCUUUAGCCCAUCAGAGUAGUAGCUCUCAUCAUCACAAUAGCAACAAUAACCACAGUCUACAACACCUAUCUUAUGGUACACCACCACCUCACCCCAAUGAGCAAAAUCGGGGAACAUUGAUGCAUUCUUCCUUGACCGAUAAAGCCAUUCCGAUUGCUCAAGCCAUUGCGGCCGUGGGGGGAAAUUACCUCAACCACUCCCCUCCGCCGUAUGCAAAUGGCAAUUCAAACCAGAACCAGGCUAAUGGGGAACACCAGUCGAGUGGUGGAAAUUCUUCCUCCAACGGUGGCAACAAUUACAACAAUUCGUCGCCUCCACCCCCAAUUCGCUAUCCAUACCAAACUGGGAGACAACAACAGGAGUAUGUGGGGAGUGAGGGAGGAGGACACUCAGGGCUGGAGCCAUCGCCGUAUAAAAGUGGUGGCGUUCCUUCGUCCGCUAUCUACUACGCCAGCCGCCCAGGUGCCGGAGGAGACUCGGACCAGAACUAUGCCCCAUUAGGGAUAAGCGAUAAAGAUAACAGCAAGGGAUACUACGGCUACGUGAGUUCUCCAUCUCAAGGAAGUGGAAAUUUCAACCAACAUCAGCAUCAACAGCAACACCAACAGUUGAAUGGACCCAGUGGAUACUAUAAUAAUUCAUCCGCCUCAAAUGGUCGGGCUGAGGGAUGGAAUCACCAUUCUUCAGAACAUUAUGGAAACGUAUCACCCCCAGCACAUCAUAACGGAGGUCAAAUGCUACCAGGGCCUCAACAGGUUCACCAAACCACGGAGCAACUCCUUGCAGCAAGUCAGUAUGCUCACUUUGAAGGGUACAACGCCCAACUUGGACAUUUAGGCGGUGGGGGUGGUGGACAGUGGGCCGAUGAUUUUGAUCCUAAAGAAUGCUGCAACUGCGGCUCGCAUGCCACACCCCUUUGGAGGAGAGAUGAAUCAGGACACUACCUGUGCAACGCUUGCGGAUUAUACACACGGACAAAUGGUGUCAAUCGACCUCUUAAUAGAAAUCAGGCUAAACGGGUGUCUGCUGCGGGCACAAGCAGGAGACAAGGGAUGAGUUGCAGCAAUUGCGACACGACCACGACUACGCUAUGGAGAAGAAAUAAUCAAGGCGACCCUGUUUGUAAUGCAUGUGGAUUGUACUUUAAGCUGCACGGGGUCUCUCGUCCAAAGACAAUGAAAAAAGAUGGAAUUCAGACCAGAAAGCGUAAACCAAAGAGUCCUGCGUCUAUGGGUCCUGCAUCUAUGGCCCCGUCAAUUCAACAACAUCAAGUAUCAAGUCCCUCAGAUAAGAAACCUUUUCCAGUCAUCACUUCCGCCAAUGGAAUCAACCACAUGCUCCACUCUGCUUUAACACACCAUCACCAACAAUCUCCUCCGCCCCACCACACCAAAUCUGGAGCACUCAAAUUGACAAAUCACAUGGGGUCUUCCGGUGGAGGGGCAUUAAUUGAGCAGAAUUUGCGAAGUGGUGGCGGUGGUCAAUCCAUCAUGGGCCACUCACCGCUACCAAGUAUGCCAAACGGAUCUUACUACGGAGCUCCAAGCAAUCAUGGGAAUCAUCACCCCCAAUCUCAUCCUCACUCUCACAAUGACUCCCAAAACAUUCAAAACGCCAUGUUUGUUCGCCAUAUCCAAAAUAUGGUAGGAAUUGAAGGACAUGGACCCACAGCCUUGAGAAUUCCUGAGGGCGACGAGGGUGGACUGAUGAGCAGAAUUCAAGCAAAUUCUGACUUGAUCUCCGUUUCUGUCCAACACGAGUCUGGCCACCAGAACAAUGACUAAUCAGAUUGCUCUCUUGCAAUAGUGGGACGACAAAUUUUUAAUUAUUUGUGUAUUUUCUCUAUUUCACUUAGCAUAAUGAUCCAAAAUGUACAACUUAUUCUUCAUAGUCCUUAUUGCUAAUAUAAUAAGUGUCGUUCUUUUGUGGUUCACAAAAGAACGUGAGUAUGUUAAAGGAGAUGAAUGGGAGAAAAUUAUUUAAUAGGAAAGUAGAAUAUUUUAAAGAUGUUUACAAGCCGUCGUUAUUUUCUUAUCAGUCAAGUAAUAACAAUAAAUAAAAAGUAUGCAUGGAACAACCAAGAGUGGUGUCCAAAUAUGUACAGCGAGCAGCUUGUAGAUAGUUGUAAAAAAUAAUAAUUUAUUGAAAUCUUGGCAGCUCAGCAGUGUGUUUCUUUUCUGCUGAUGUGCAAAAUUAUGUUAUGAGUAAUAAUUCAAAGUUUUUGACACCUCAUCAACAACCGACGAAAACUCAACAGUGUUGCAGGAACAUGUAAUCAAACUUUAAAAAAUUAAUUAACUUGUCGGACACAGCAAGAAAGAAGAAUGAUAUAUUUUAUCCCGUGUACCAGACUACUAUAUAAAUCUAUAGUUAAAUUGUAUCAAGUAGAGUAUCAUAAAUAUUAUGACGAUGUGUAAGCAUGCAUGUAGAAGUAUGUUCGAUUUUGUUGAAAUAUUGGUAAUGAUAAUAAUUACACAUUUGUAAAAGAGUACAAAUAGAGUCAAAUAGACAGUUGCCUCCUAUUAGAGGUAAUGGGUCGUUAUUCGCCAGUGCCUUCAUUCCCAUGUAAUUAUUAACCACCAACAUGCUAAACUUAUAAUAGCUGAUGUGUCGGAUAAGUGUAUUUCUCAUGGUUAACGAGAUGUGGUUCCCAUACUGACUCACUGGCUGGUGGGUGGGUCGUCAUCGUCGUUUAUGGCUGUUGUGACUUUUCCCUUUGUGUGAUGCUCUAUGUGGUCACUAAAUUACAUUCAAAUGUUAAUGGAAGGGUCGUUUAUGCAUUUGUAAACAUGAUACGUGCUUCACACUCCAGGGACUCAGUUUGUAAUAAACAUUUUGUUGGUAUCUGG